AUGGGUUCGCAGGAUAAAUCCCCAAACUCCGGCAGCAAUAACAUGCAGCGUGUAAAAGUAUACAGAUUGAAUGAGGAUGGCAAAUGGGAUGAUCAAGGAACUGGCCAUGUCACCGUUGAUUAUCUGGAAAGAUCAGAAGACCUAGGGUUGUAUGUAAUUGAUGAGGAGGAUAAUGAAACAUUGCUGUUGCAUCGUAUUAGUGCAGAUGAUAUCUAUCGUAAGCAAGAUGAUACAAUUAUCUCAUGGAGGGAUCCUGAAUUCUCAACUGAAUUAGCCCUUAGCUUCCAAGAGACAACCGGUUGCUCCUACAUAUGGGAUCAAAUUUGCACUAUGCAGAGGAAUCUGCAAUUUACCUCUCUAACCAGUGAGACGUUCCCUAACGUUGCCAAUGAGCUGAAGGAGUUGCCACCAGUUGAGCUGUCCACUCUCCCGUUGAUACUUAAGAUUAUUGAAGGCAGUCUUGCAGAUCAAUCGCGGGUGUCUGAACUUAUAUUGCAGGACCAAGAUUUUUUUCGGAAGCUGAUGGACCUGUUUAGGAUAUGCGAUGAUUUGGAAAAUGUAGAUGGUCUGCACUUGAUUUUUAAAAUUGUCAGAGGGAUCAUUUUUCUAAAUAACUCACAGAUAUUUGAGAAAAUAUUUGGGGAUGAGUUGAUUAUGGAUAUAAUGGGAUGCCUGGAAUAUGAUCCUGACGUGCCUCAGGCUGAUCAUCGUAACUUCUUAAAGGAUCAUGUGGUUUUUAAGGAGGCAAUACCCAUUAAAGAUCCUGUAGUCCUGUCUAAGAUACAUCAGACUUACAGAAUCGGUUAUCUGAAGGAUGUCAUUUUACCCAGAGCCUUGGAUGACGGCAUAGUUGCAAAUUUUAACUCUAUUAUUCAUUCAAAUAAUGCCAUUGUUGUUUCUUUGCUAAAAGAUGAUAGUACCUUCAUCAAGGAAUUAUUUGCUAGGAUGAAGUCUCCUACCACUUCUGUAGAAUCAAAAAGAACAUUGGUAUGCUUUUUGCAUGAGUUCUGUACCUUAAGUAAAAGCUUGCAGAUGGUGCAUCAGCAUCGGCUAUUUAGGGAUCUCGUCAGUGAAGGCAUUUUUGAUAUCCUAGAAGAUGUUCUGCGGAGUGAAGACAAAAGGCUUGUUUUGACAGGGACAGACAUCCUUACUCUUUUCCAGAAUCUUGAUUCAAAUAUUUUGCGUGCUUAUGUGGCUAGGCAGGAAGGUGAUCUUUUUGGACUUCUGGUUAAAAAUAUGCUAACAGAUUUUGGAGACGACAUGCACUGGCAAUUUGUUGAAAUUCUUCGCAGUCUUCUGGAAGCACCUACACCAGGACCUGGACCACCGAGAGAAAACAUAGUGGAAAUUUUCUACGAGAAGCACUUGGGUCAAUUAAUUGACACAAUAACAUCGUCAUGCCGUGCAAACCAACAUGGUCAAAUUGGGGGCAAUUCUGGGAGCUCGGAUGGAGAAUCCAGGAGUCAAAGUGAUGUGAAACCUGAGAUAUUAUUAAACAUUUGUGACCUGCUAUGCUUCUGUGUUUUGCAACACCCUUUUAGGAUAAAAUGCAAUUUUCUACUUAACAGUGUAAUCGAUAAGGUUUUAUAUUUGACGAGAAGAAGAGAGAAGUAUCUUGUAGUUGCUGCUGUAAGAUUUGUUCGGGCACUUGUUUCUCGUAGUGAUGAACACCUGUUGAAACAUCUAGCAAAGAACAACGUUCUGAAACCAAUAAUAGAUGCAUUUGUUGCCAAUGGGGAUCGUUACAAUCUUCUAAAUUCUGCAGUUCUUGACCUCAUUGAAUUUAUAAGGAAGGAGAACUUGAAAGUCUUGAUCCGAUAUCUGGUUGAUACUUUCUGGGAUCAAUUGGUUAAAUUUGAAAGUUUAUCCUCUAUUCAUGCUCUCAAAGUUAAAUAUGAACAGUCUCUCGAAAGCAUGGGCACAACAAGCACUGCUAGUUUAUUAGACCAACGGAAACGACUUGAUGAACGUGCUUUGGAGAAAGAAGAGGAAAAUUAUUUUAACGAGGACAGUGAUGAAGAAGAUUCAGCAUCUGCACAAACGGGCAGUAACAGACGCCUGUCUCAGCUUCCAGUGUUGGUUAACGGGGCUCCAGUGUACAAAGCGUCACCCAGAUCUGGUGGACUUGUUGACUACGACGAUGAUGAAGAUGACGAGGAUUGGAAGCCCCCUCCCAAAAAGAUGAAAGACAAAUCUGAUGAAGAUGAGGGAUUGACAGAUUUCAGGUUGAAACGUAAAUUAGUCUCGAAGGAGGAGCCUGAGCCAAAAAGGAUACAACUUUCCCCAAGAGGCGGCUUAAAACCGAGAGGAGGGGGUGUUUUUGCUGCCUUGUGUUCCACCAUAAGUGAGGCUGUACUUCCCAACAAGAAAAUAGCAACCACAGCACCUAGCAAUGCACUCCCAAACACAAACCAAAACUCAGUCAAACCAGAUGAGGAAGAGAAGAAAGCUGUUGGUCCAUCCGAGAAUACAGAUAAAGUGGACCCCACCAACAAGGUAGAAGUUCCUAGAAGCGUCACUGACAAAUUUGAUGAGUCAGAUGAUAAUCGGAUAAAUGGUGACGAAUGCCCUCUGUUGCCGACAAAUUCAUCACCAGAAAUGGCUGUCAAUGGAUCUUGA
Messenger RNA from Striga hermonthica, 2619 nucleotides. The record is from the annotation of a GenBank genome assembly. Lineage: Eukaryota; Viridiplantae; Streptophyta; Magnoliopsida; Lamiales; Orobanchaceae.